AUUCUAUAAAUGAAUAUUCGAUAAAUAAAUAAACCAAUAAAUUAAUAAAUUUCAUUAGUCACAAUGGACAAGUCUAUAAAAUAUGACAUUAAUUAAGAUAAUAAAUUUGCAUGAAAUCUUAUGAAAAUAAAUCAUAACUUUUUGGGCAAAGAAAUCAACUUAUACUUAAUUUGGAAAAAUAUCAAUAUUAUGAAUGUUAUUAUUUUCAUAUAAAUACACAAUAAUAUGCGACAAAGAGAAGUCGCCCUGACAAAAUUUAAGGUCCCAUAUCUCUCCUUUCCUCUACGCUUCAGAUCUCAAACGAUGAAAGCUGCAAGAUUGGGAAGUGAAGAGGUUACGUAUCCAGAUAGGAUCAGUCAGCUACCUGACGAUUUGCUCUUACGAAUCCUCUCAUUGGUUCCGGUAAGAACUGCAAUGUCCACAAGCUUAUUGUCUAAACGAUGGAAACCUGUGUGGAAGAUGAUGCCAAUGCUCGUGUAUGACGAAACAUGUCCUUACAUUGGUUCUCUUGGAUUUGACCUAUUUUGUGGCGUGUCCUUGCCGUUACAUGAAGCUCUCAAAACCCUAAAUCUCAAACUUGGGAAGUACUCUGAUUCCAUAGAUACUCUAUUAUUCCCAAACAUUGGUUCCAAUCUCCUAGAUAUGACAAUCAAUUUGAAUUAUUAUUAUGGUUAUUACACUCCCAUCAAGUUCCCAAAUAACCUCAACGUUUUCAAAACACUCUUUGUCUUGAAACUUCAAGGCAAGAUUGUUCUAGACGUUGUCGAUUCUCCUGUUUGUUUCCCUUCCCUGAAAAUUUUGCACCUCACAUGUGUGGAUUUCCAAUGCGAAGAAUCUUUCACAAGAUUGUUAUCGUCUUGUCCUGUUCUUGAAGAUCUCUUCCUCCAAAGACUUUGCAGUGGUGGCCGUUUUUUGUUCAACAUGUCAGUCCCUUCUUUACAGAGAUUAUCCAUUACAUCAGAACCAGCCUAUUAUGGAUCCGAUGAACCAAGACUCGAGAUAAGCACUCCUUGUUUGAAGUACUUAAAGAUCUUCGAUCGCUGCGGUUAUUAUAACUUUCUUGAGGAUAUGCCUAAACUGGUGGAGGCAGAUGUAUCAGUUGAUAUGUCCAAAAAUGAAAAUCUUCUGAGAGUUCUUUCUUCCGUUGAGCAUCUUGUGAUAUGUUUAUAUCCUUCAAUGGUUCUUGAUCUAACGGAUAGUUUAAUCUUCAACCGGCUUCUUCAUCUUGAACUAGACGUCUGCAACAGUUUUCGCUCUAAUCUACUUCUGCGGUUGCUGAAAUAUUUUCCUAAUUUACAAUCUCUCAAGCUAGGCCGCACAUAUCCCAAAGAUACCGAGGAUCAACUGUACUGUUUAGUCUCGGAACAGGGCUCUGUUCCUAAAUGCUUGAGCAUCCAUCUUGAGAGUAUUCAAUGGACAGGCUAUGGAGGAACACUAGAUGAGCGAGAAGCCGCAGCUUAUAUUCUGAAAAACGCUCAUCGUUUAAAGACUGCUACGAUCAGAUUACAUACAACGUGCAUGGAAAAUGGUCAGAUUAUGAUGAAGGAUUUGACAUCUAUGUCCAAAGCUUUGGCCUCAUGUCAGCUUGUAAUUGAAUAAUACCCUAAUAUAAUUUAUUCUUCCGGGAAAAUACAUUUUGGAUUUUAAAUCUUUGAGUUGAUUCGGACUAUUAUAUUAGCAUUUGAGAUUCUAUGAUAAGUUCUGAAGAUAGAGGUUUUUUUUUCGUUGACAAAUCGAAAACAUAGGAGUCUUUUUCCGACCGUAUUCCUAAGUAGAUAUUAGUAGCUACUAUAACUUUGUAGUAUUUAAUUCCAUUGUUCUGAUCAUCUUACGACCAAGUAUGGGAAAGACAUUAUAAGUUUGUAGAUUGCUUUUGUUUUUUUUACAUGAGACUGUGUUCCAUGCGAUUUGUCUCACAAAUAUUCGUACUAGAAACCUAAUCUAGAAGCUAUUCCAAUUUGGGUUAGACUCAACAAUGUUCCAUACGAUUUGAUUACUGAGAUUGGUUAUUUCAUAUUGGUGCUUUUAGGCUAUCUAGUUGGUGUCAGAAAUCUCAAUGGUUUCUCAUCAGGAUUAGCUCAAGCUAAAGUUGAUCUAUCCAAACUUUUAGCUAAUAACGUUGAAAUGGAAACAUAUGAAGGAAAUGUUAUCACUCUAGAGGCUACUUAUCGUAGAUUACCUCCUAUUUGCUCUUGAUGUUGUAUUGUUGGUCAUCGUGAAUCUGCUUGCUCGACUCUCAAUCACCCUACCAUUGUCCAAGGCAGGGGAAUGUUGCUGAUUUAGUUCAGACAGUAGAUUCGCUGGGCACCGACUGUGUCUCUGAUCCAUUGGCUGUUCCACAAUAGGUAAUUUCCUCUCCUAAAGUCAUUAUCGAUUCAGUUUCUACCACUACGAUUGUAUGGGAAACAUAUCCUAAUGACAAUUUUUGUCCUCAUGAAACUACCUCUGCUUCUAUGGUUAACCUUAUUGCUUCUGAUCCUACUGCUGAAGAGAAGUCUUCUGUAGAGUU
Brassica napus (rape) is the source of this 2509-nucleotide messenger RNA. Its product is annotated as putative F-box/FBD/LRR-repeat protein At5g56810. Bases 226 to 1599 code for a protein of 457 amino acids. Gene Ontology annotation, molecular function: protein binding. The record is from RefSeq and is a predicted model, not a curated record. The transcript is spliced from 3 exons. NCBI's taxonomy places the organism in Eukaryota, Viridiplantae, Streptophyta, Magnoliopsida, Brassicales, Brassicaceae.